AUGAGUGGUACACCAACUGCUGUGAAGCAGCAGCCACCAUCGCCACCUCAAUCCAUUGAUGGGGAAUUCGACUUGAGCGCUGUUCAGCAACAUAUAGCUGCGCUUGAACAACAGGCAGUGCAGCCGCAGAUCAACACUAUUGGCCUGGCUGAACAACCAAUAGAUCAAUAUGGAGACCCCUCCGACUAUCAGAUUGCUAGCAACCACGUGUAUUACCCUUCACAACCUGGUUUUCAUCAAGCGAACCAUCCUGCAACACCUCCAAUCACAGGGUACGACAGUGUCAUGCGAACAAGAAGCGGUCGAUCAUUGGGAUCUCCCCUGACAAGCACAAAUCCUGAAACGAGUCGCAGAUCCAGAUCGCCUCGGCCCAAAGCAAAGCGACCUCCACGGAAUGCUAAAACAAAUCGGGCUGUAACAUUGGAGGAGCCACUGAGCAUAAUGACCAAGAAUUGGGCGGUUCCUCUUGCAGACAUCGAAGCCAAGGUCCAUCGACCAGCAGAGCAACGACAAGCAGAAGUCAACAAUAAGAAAAACAAUGGUAAAGUGCCAAGGCCAAUGAAUUCCUUUAUGCUGUAUCGGUCAGCCUACGCAGAACGCGUCAAGGAAUAUUGCAAGGAAGGCAACCACCAGGUCAUUUCGCAGAUCACUGGCGCUAGCUGGUCGAUGGAGCCUCAUGAGGUCAAAGAACUCUAUGAGAAGUAUGCAGACAUAGACAGGCAGAAUCAUUCCAAGGCUCAUCCUGAUUAUAAGUUUGCACCGAACAAGAACGGACCAGCAAGCAGAAAAAGGAAGGGUCGCGACGAUGAAGUCGACUCGAUCGACUGGGAAGACCAAGACUAUGAAGCAAGCAGUGGCCACAGUAAGCGUACCCGGUAUGGCCAGAGCGUGGAAAGCCGCAGUCAUUCGUCGACCCCGUUCGAGCCCAUGAGACAGCAAAACUACGCUGCGGUACCAGUAAGCCGUUAUGCAAAUCCAUCUUCGUACCAUGCAACAAAUCCGCGAAGCAUGCCUCCAGCUUAUCCUCUCGACAUUAACGACCAGUAUUACGAACAGUGGGCCACUCCGUACACCAGCAAUGUUGAGGACGUUCAUGUACGCAGAGUCAACCAACCUGGCGCAAUCUCAUAUACUUCGAUAGAUGAUCAAUCGUUAGUCGGUCUUCCUCAGGGUGGGCUCCCCAGCCAGAUCCAGCCAGAUCCAGGAUAUGGCGUGCCACAGCCAAUGCACAUGGAUCCCUUAGAUCCGCGUCUGGAGCACUAUGGCGCACAAGACUCUUAUACGCAGUAUGAACCGGUGGAUCUGGCACAUCGUCUCGAGCCACAGUAUGAUUACGGCCAGGAUGAUAUCUUCGGAGCCACGACAUAUGCUUAUUCAGAAGCAAGUCGUCAUCCAGGAAUGGCAACUUUGACGUCUCCUCGAGGGCCGUGGGAUCACCCUCUACCAGGUUCUGAUUUUGACGAGGAAAUAGGGAAGUUCCCGUAA
Molecule: messenger RNA, 1485 nt
Organism: Endocarpon pusillum Z07020
Lineage: Eukaryota; Fungi; Ascomycota; Eurotiomycetes; Verrucariales; Verrucariaceae
Exons: 3
Coding region: 1-1485 (494 amino acids)
Biological process (GO): regulation of transcription by RNA polymerase II
Cellular component (GO): nucleus
Molecular function (GO): DNA-binding transcription factor activity, RNA polymerase II-specific; RNA polymerase II cis-regulatory region sequence-specific DNA binding
Source: RefSeq, a predicted model, not a curated record